AUGUUUGAUUUUAAUCUAAGAUUAUUCAGCACAUUUUUAUCGUCUCGUCCAGACAAAUCACCUCAUCAUUACUUACAUUUUAGUAGAGUUGGACAAAAAAUAGAAUAUUGGGAGAAUCAUGGUCAGUCUUCUAAUAUUACUACUACAUCUACGACUGCGACUCCUCCUCCUACCCCUCCUACUCCUCCUCCCCCUCCUACUACUACUAAUAUUACUACUACUACUACUACACCUACGACUACUACUACUACUGCUACUACUGCUAAACCUACAACAACAACAACAACUACUACUACUACUACACCUACGACUACUACUACUAUGACUACUACUACUACACCUACGACUACUACUACUACAGCUACUACUACUACUACUACUACUACUACUACUACGACUACUACUACUACUACUACUACUACUACAGCAAGCCAAUAUGAAAACACGUUCUCGGACAUAUAUAGAUACCAGAAAAAGAUGGAUCUGUUAAAAGUACUGGAAACAUACAAAGAAACUUUAAAGAUGGAUGAAGAGAAUUUAAGAAAUACGAAAAAACAAAUUGGAAUGGUGACAUAUCAAAUCAAUGAAAAACUUUCAAUGAAAUCACUAUCAAUUAAUCAAUAUGUGGAUUGUAUGGAAAAAGUUCUAGAAGUUGAUAACGGUAUUAAGCAAAUGCAAGAUUUCAUACAUACGAUGGAUAAUAUCGAAAGAAGAUAUCAUGUAGUGAAUUCGAAAGCACCCGAAUGGAAAAAGUGUUAUCGGAAACAAUUAAGAAUUUAUCGUAGUAAGUUGCCUGAAGUUAAAAAGAGAAGGUGCAAUUCAUAUCUAAAAUCUGGUCGAAAAGCUGUUAUCGAUCUUAUGAGCCUAAUGAAAUCACAACGCACCUACAUUAAUCAAUAUAAUACCGAUUUGUUAGCACAUCAGUUUCUUUUAGAAAUUAUCAAUGAGAUUUACAUUCCACCAGAAACGAGUCAUCUAUCUCCAGUUGAUGCAUUCAAAAGAUGA
This is a messenger RNA of Schistosoma guineensis, 1005 nucleotides long. The record is from the annotation of a GenBank genome assembly. NCBI's taxonomy places the organism in Eukaryota, Metazoa, Platyhelminthes, Trematoda, Strigeidida, Schistosomatidae.